Molecule: messenger RNA, 1536 nt
Organism: Triticum turgidum subsp. durum (durum wheat)
Lineage: Eukaryota; Viridiplantae; Streptophyta; Magnoliopsida; Poales; Poaceae
Source: the annotation of a GenBank genome assembly
AUGGGCCUCCGCUUCGCCCACCUCGCCGGCGGGGUCGCCCGAGCCGCCUUCUCUCGCCGUGGGCCACACCUCUCCGCAGCGUGCGCCCACCGCGUGCUCGCCCCUCUCGCCUCGCCGGGUGAGCCAAGCGGCGGCAACUGGCUCAUCCCUGCCCGCGGCCACGGUGGCCACUCCCACCACCACGGCGAGGAAAGCGGCGAGGCAUCUGAGAAGAUCUUCCGCUUGGGCCUCGCUGCUGACGUCGUCCUCACCGUAGGGAAAGCCAUCACCGGUUACCUCUCCGGCAGCACGGCCAUCACCGCCGACGCCGCUCACUCCCUCUCUGACAUCGUGCUGAGCGGGGUGGCUCUGCUGUCGUACAAGGCGGCCAAGGUUCCUAGAGACAAGGAUCAUCCGUAUGGUCAUGGAAAGUUCGAGAGUUUAGGAGCUCUUGGAAUUUCAAGUAUGCUGUUGAUUACUGCAGGUGGGAUUGCCUGGCAUUCUUUUGAAGUUCUUCAGGGAGUUAUGUCUUCUGCUCCUGAUAUAAUUGGCAACACAUCACAGAUGAAUCACAACCAUGGUAGUGGUGGGCAUAAUCAUGCAAUAGAUUUGGAACAUCCAGUCCUUGCAUUGAGUAUGACAACCUUAGCAAUAUCUAUCAAAGAAGGGCUCUAUUGGAUUACGAAAAGAGCUGGGGAGAAGGAAGGGAGUGGGCUGAUGAAAGCUAACGCAUGGCACCAUCGUGCGGAUGCUAUUUCAUCUGUUGUUGCCCUAGUAGGGGUAGGUGGCUCCAUUGUUGGAUUACCUUAUCUUGAUCCACUAGCUGGCCUUGUUGUCUCAGGCAUGAUUCUUAAAGCUGGUGUUCAGACAGGAUACGAGAGUACACUAGAGCUUGUUGAUGCAGCUGUUGAUCCAUCGCUUCUAGAACCAAUCAAGGAAACAAUUGUGAAGGUUGAUGGUGUAAAGGGGUGCCAUCGGUUGAGGGGAAGGAAAGCUGGGACCUCCUUGUAUCUUGAUGUGCAUAUCGAGGUAUAUCCUUUCUUGAGUGUCAGUGCAGCACAUGAUAUCGGGGAAACUGUCCGUCAUCAUAUACAGAAGACGCAUAAUCAAGUUGCCGAAGUUUUCAUACACAUAGACCCCUCAUAUUCAAUGGGUGCUAACGUGGACAAGAAAAGGAUUUUGGAGAACUUGGAGAGAAGAAAUUCAGACGUUAUUCCACGUCAACGAAGUGCAGAAGCUAUGGUGUCCGAUAUAAUUUCCUCCCACCUUCCAAAGAAAAUGUGUCUUGAACAUCUGAUGCUGCAUUACUUACAAGGACGGGUGUUGCUUCAGGUCCAAGUUUCAAUGUCUCCAGAAAUUUUGAUUCGGGAUGCGAUGGACAUCGCAAAAAAAGCCGAGGAGGAGAUCAUGAAGGCUGACGCCAGCAUAUGUCAAGUCAGCGUACAGCUGAGAUUGGGGCAACAAAUUGAGCAACUUCAGCUGGCCGCAAGCAAAAGCGGAGCAAACGAUCUACUCCCUCCGUUCGGAUUUAGAUGUCGUGGGGGUUCUAAAAUUUGA